Messenger RNA from Cotesia congregata, 5127 nucleotides. The record is from the annotation of a GenBank genome assembly. NCBI's taxonomy places the organism in Eukaryota, Metazoa, Arthropoda, Insecta, Hymenoptera, Braconidae.
AUGGACCUCCGGGAAUUGGAAUCUGUUCCCAAGACACUUGCAUCUCAAUUACCUACUCUUACAAAAUUCAUUCGAAUUGGAAUCGCUGACAAAAACGACAACCCUCCGUACUUUGAUAAGAGCCUCUACGAGGCCGAAGUAGAUGAAAAUGAAGAUAUUCAACACACAGUACUUACUGUUACCGCCAAAGAUCACGACGAGUCCUCGCGUAUUCGAUACGAGAUUACGAGCGGUAACAUAGGAGGAGCAUUUGCCGUGAAGAACAUGACUGGGGCCAUUUAUGUCGCUGGAGCGUUGGAUUACGAAACGAGGAAGAGGUACGAAUUAAAACUGACAGCGUCGGACAAUCUCCGUGAGAAUUACACGACAGUAGUAAUUCAUGUAAAAGAUGUUAAUGAUAAUCCUCCGGUAUUUGAGAGACCUACUUACCGAACUCAAAUCACCGAGGAAGAUGACAGAAAUUUGCCAAAGCGAGUUCUUCAGGUAAUGGCAACUGACGGUGAUAAAGACAGGCCUCAGAAUAUUGUUUACUUUUUAACGGGUCAAGGAAUAGAUCCCAAUAACCCGGCAAACAGUAAGUUCGAUAUCAAUCGGACCACCGGCGAAAUUUAUGUGCUCAAGCCGUUAGAUCGCGAUCAGCCAAACGGAAGACCCCAGUGGCGAUUCACGGUGUUUGCUCAGGACGAGGGCGGAGAAGGGCUUGUUGGGUACGCCGAUGUUCAGGUUAAUCUUAAAGACAUUAAUGAUAAUGCCCCGAUAUUUCCGCAAGGCGUCUAUCAUGGUAAUGUUACGGAAAAUGGAACUGCAGGAAUGCUGGUAAUGACGAUGACCGCGGUCGAUUACGACGACCCGAGCGAGGGAACAAACGCGAAACUUAUUUACUCGAUCGAGAAAAAUGUUAUCGAGGAGGAGACCGGCUCUCCAAUAUUUGAAAUUGAACCGGAUACUGGCGUUAUCAAGACCGCUGUUUGUUGUUUAGAUAGAGAGCGUACGCCAGAUUACUCGAUACAAAUAGUUGCGGUGGAUGGCGGCUCGUUAAAAGGCACGGGCACGGCCUCGAUACGAGUGAAAGACAUAAACGACAUGCCUCCGCAAUUCACUAAAGAAGAGUGGCUCACUGAAGUGGAUGAAACAGAUGGCACAAAUCUUCCGGAAAUGCCGAUUCUCACUGUCACCGUUCACGACGACGACGAAACCAACAAGUUCCAAUACAAGGUACUGGACGACAGCGGGUUUGGGGCUGAUAAAUUCACAAUGGUUCGCAACAACGAUGGAACUGGUUCAUUAAAAAUAGUCCAGCCAUUAGACUUUGAGAACCAGCUACAAAGUAAUGGAUUCAGAUUCAAAAUUCAAGUCAAUGACAAGGGCGAGGAUAACGACAACGACAAAUACCACGUCGCGUACUCCUGGGUGGUAGUUAAAUUGCGGGACAUAAACGACAACAAGCCCCAGUUCGAUAAGUCAAAUAUCGAAACGACGGUGCUCGAGAACGCAGAAGUCGGAAAUAGCCUGGAAACCUUCAAAGCGACGGACCCCGACCAGGGAGGGAACAGCAAGGUGUCUUACGCGAUUGACCGAAGUUCCGAUCGCAAGAGGCAGUUUCAUAUCAAUGAAAACGGCACUGUCACUAUACAAAGGAGCCUCGAUCGAGAAGAAACCCCGAGACAUCAAGUCAAAAUUCUUGCGAUCGAUGACGGAAUUCCCCCGAAAACAGCAACCGCUACGCUAACAGUGAUAGUCACGGACAUAAACGACAAUCCGCCGACUUUCUUAAAAGAUUACAGGCCCGUUUUGCCGGAGUAUGCAAUGCCGAGGAAGGUGAUUGAGAUAUUAGCGACCGAUGACGACGACAGGUCCAGGAGCAACGGGCCGCCUUUCACCUUCAGGAUGGACCCCAAUGCCGACGAUAUCAUUCGUGCGAGCUUCAAAGUCGAGAGUGAUAACAAGGGUGCUAAUGGGGACGGUAUGGCGAUUGUAUCAUCCCUGCGCUCAUUUGAUCGCGAGGUGCAGAAGGAAUAUCUAAUUCCUAUAAUAAUAAAGGAUUCCGGAACUCCGCUCAUGGCCGGUACGAGCACUCUUACUGUUGUAAUUGGCGAUGUUAAUGAUAACAAAAUGCAACCUGGCUCUAAGGAUAUCUUUGGACAAUCACCAGACACCGAAAUAGGUAGAGUUUACGUUUACGACCUGGACGACUGGGAUUUGCCGGACAAGAAGUUUUAUUGGGAGGGUUUAGAGCACGCCCAGUUCAAGCUCGACGAAGAUUCAGGGAUGAUAUCGAUGAAAUCCGGCACCCACGACGGAAAGUAUCAUUUACGAUUCAAAGUUUACGACCGUAAACAUACCCAGACUGACGUCCCGGCAAACGUAACCGUCACCGUAAAGACGAUACCGCACGAGGCAGUAAUGAAUUCCGGGUCAGUACGUCUGUCCGGGAUAUCCGAUGAAGACUUCAUCCGCGUGUGGGAUUACAAGAACCAGAGGCUAAUGCGGAGCAAAGCGGAUCUGUUCAAGGAUAAAUUGGCAUUGCUGCUGGACAUUGAGAGGGAAAACGUCGACGUAUUCAGCGUGCAGCAGCGCAGAAAAUACCCGCCACUGACAGACGUGAGGUUCGCGGCCCACGGGUCCCCCUACUAUAAAGCCGUCAGGCUAAAUGGAAUGGUCCUGAUGCACCGAGAAGAAAUCGAGAAAGAGAUCGGGAUAAAUAUCACGAUGGUCGGGAUUGACGAGUGUCUCUACGAAAACGAGGUCUGCGAGGGAAGCUGCACGAAUAUUCUCGACAUUAAUAAUCAGCCAUACAUGGUGAAUGCUAAUAAAACCGCCCUGGUCGGCGUCAGAGUUGACGUUAUUGCCCAGUGCACUUGCGGUGCCAGGAACUUUACCACCACCGAGUCGUGCCGGAACAGCCCUUGCUACAAUGGCGGACGGUGCAUCGAGGGCAGAUAUGGAUUAACAUGUCAAUGUCCAGCGGGCUACAAUGGACCUAGAUGUCAGCAAACGGCGCGGAGUUUCCGUGGCAACGGCUGGGCUUGGUACCCGGCGUUAGAAAUGUGCGACAACAGUCACCUUAGUUUUGAGUUUAUCACACGAAAGCCUGACGGUUUGUUACUGUACAAUGGCCCCAUUGUGAAACCAGAAUCCGACGAAGUUAUGGUUUCCGACUUUAUUUCCGUGGAGCUUGAGCGAGGUGUACCGCGACUGCUAAUCGACUUCGGAUCAGGAACCCUGGAACUAAAAGUAAAGACAAAGCGUCCAUUAGACGACGGAGAAUGGCAUCGAUUGGACAUUUUCUGGACGACAGAAACAGUAAAACUUAUCGUAGACUUCUGCAAGUCCGCGGAAAUAAGUGAGCAAGAAGACGGAACCCCUCCAACCCUCGACGGAACAUCGUGUCAGGCUACAGGAGCAGUUCCGCCGUUCAACGAGUACCUGAACGUGAACGCGCCUCUGCAAUUGGGCGGGUCCUACAUGGAACACUUUGAGCCGUCGCACUACAAGUGGAAGUCGCGGCCGAUGAACAAGGGCUUCGACGGCUGCAUCAGGAACUUGUUCCACAACAGCAAGCUUUACGAUCUCGCACACCCAGGUCUCUCGAAGCACAGCGUAGCGGGUUGUCCUCCGACGGACGAAAUCUGCGGGAACCAAGAGUCGACUUUGAGGUGUUGGGAACACGGAACGUGCGUAGGAAGCUUCACCGAAGCAAGGUGUCAAUGCAACCCCGGCUGGACCGGUCCAGGGUGCAUGACUCAGACGAUCCCGACCACUUUCAAGCAGCAGAGUUAUGUCAAGUACGCGCUAUCCUUCGAGCCAGACAAGUACUCGACCCAGAUUCAACUGAGAUUCAGGACCCGCGAGAACCACGGAGAGCUUUUCAGGGUUAGUGACCAGCACAAUAGAGAAUACGCAAUUCUGGAAAUCAAAGGCAGCAGACUGCAGUUCAGAUACAACUUGAACAGUCUGAGGGUUGAAGAAAGGGACAUCUGGUUGAGCGCCAUCACUGUUGAUGACGGGCAGUGGCAUACUGUGAGAGUCUCCAGGUACGGAUCCGCGGCGACUUUAGAGCUUGAUGGAGGUGAAGGACGACGAUUCAAUGAGACCUUCUCCUUCGAGGGUCAUCAGUGGCUACUUGUUGACAAGCAGGAGGGUGUUUAUGCGGGUGGAAAGGCCGAAUACACUGGAGUUAGGACCUUUGAGGUCUAUGCUGAUUAUCAGAAAGGAUGUUUGGAUGACAUAAGACUGGAAGGCAAGCACCUUCCCUUACCACCGGCGAUGAAUGGAACCCAAUGGGGACAGGCGACAAUGGCAAGGAAUUUAGAGCGUAUGUGUCCGUCUAAUAAGCCUUGUAACAACGUACUUUGUCCAGAACCGUUCGAGUGUAUUGAUCUCUGGAACGAACACGCUUGCACAUGCGGAGAGGGAAAAGUCAGAUCCCCCGAUGGCAAAGGGUGCACCGACAAGAACGAGUGCAUAGAUUACCCCUGUUUGAACGGCGGAAGGUGCAUUAAUCAAGACCCGAGACUCAGGUACAGGUGUAUUUGUCCCGACGGUUUUUGGGGUGAAAAUUGUGAGCUUGUUCAAGAAGGACAAACACUAAAGUUAAGCAUGGGCGCGCUUGCUGCGAUUCUCGUCUGUUUGUUAGUCAUUCUCGUGCUGGUGUUGGUAUUCGUGGUAAUUAAUAGAAGGAGGGAGGCUCACAUCAAAUACCCCGGACCAGAUGACGACGUCAGAGAGAAUAUUAUUAAUUAUGACGACGAAGGCGGCGGAGAAGACGAUAUGACGGCCUUUGACAUCACGCCGCUUCAAAUACCUAUCGGAGGUCCUAUUCCAGACAUGGGAGGCAAAUUACUAUCGUGUAAAGCUGCAUAUUCACUGGGACCAGAACCGAAUAUUGGAAUAUUCAUUGAAGACCACAAAAAACGGGCUGACAGCGAUCCAAACGCUCCGCCGUUUGACGAUUUACGAAAUUACGCGUAUGAAGGCGGUGGAAGUACUGCUGGAUCUUUGUCAUCGUUAGCUUCUGGAACCGACGACGAACAGCACGAGUACGAGUACUUGGGCGCCUGGGGCCCGAGGUUCGACAAACUAGCGGAUAUGUACGGCCCGGCGGACGAGAGUGAGGAGGAAGAAUAA